Messenger RNA from Bufo gargarizans (Asiatic toad), 2029 nucleotides. RefSeq names its product proteasome 26S subunit, non-ATPase 11 (gene PSMD11). NCBI's taxonomy places the organism in Eukaryota, Metazoa, Chordata, Amphibia, Anura, Bufonidae. The coding region runs from base 61 to 1329 and encodes 422 amino acids. The record is from RefSeq and is a predicted model, not a curated record. Gene Ontology annotation, biological process: ubiquitin-dependent protein catabolic process. The transcript is spliced from 14 exons. Gene Ontology annotation, cellular component: proteasome regulatory particle, lid subcomplex. Gene Ontology annotation, molecular function: structural molecule activity; protein binding.
CUUCCGGUACCGCUACUUCCGGCCCGGAAGAGCUGUGUCAGGGUGCAGGAAUAGGGCAAGAUGGCGACAGCGGCUGUGAUCGAGUUCCAGAGGGCGCAAGAAAUGGUGGUGACGGACCGGGCGGCGAGUAUAGACAUCCUGCAGUCUAUAGUGAAGCGAGACAUCCAGGAAAGCGAUGAGGAAGCCGUACGCGUCAAGGAGCAGAGCAUCUUGGAGUUGGGUGGGCUCCUGGCCAAAACCGGACAAGCAGCAGAGCUUGGAGGUCUUCUGAAAUAUGUCCGCCCCUUCCUGAACUCCAUCAGUAAGGCAAAAGCGGCCCGUCUUGUGAGAUCUCUCCUGGACCUGUUCUUGGACAUGGAAGCUGCAACUGGACAGGAGGUGGAGCUGUGCUUGGAAUGCAUUGAAUGGGCCAAGGCAGAGAAAAGAACUUUCCUGCGCCAGGCACUGGAGGCACGGCUUGUGUCACUCUACUUUGACACUAAAUGUUACCAGGAGGCGUUGCAGUUAGGUUCACAGCUUCUACGAGAACUGAAAAAGAUGGAUGACAAAGCCCUUUUGGUGGAGGUACAACUCCUGGAGAGCAAAACCUACCAUGCCCUUAGUAACUUACCCAAAGCCAGAGCCGCCCUAACGUCUGCCCGUACCACAGCCAAUGCCAUCUAUUGCCCACCCAAGCUCCAGGCUGCACUGGAUAUGCAGUCAGGUAUAAUCCAUGCAGCAGAGGAGAAGGACUGGAAAACGGCUUACUCCUAUUUUUAUGAGGCUUUUGAAGGGUAUGAUUCCAUUGACAGCCCCAGAGCUAUCACAGCCCUGAAGUACAUGCUGCUCUGCAAGAUCAUGUUGAACACACCAGAAGAUGUUCAGGCCCUGGUGAGUGGGAAGCUGGCACUCCGUUACGCUGGGCGGCAGACAGAAGCGUUGAAGUGUGUCGCUCAGGCCAGCAAGAACCGCUCCCUUGCCAAUUUUGAGAAGGCACUGACAGAUUACAAGGCAGAGUUGCGGGAUGAUCCCAUUAUUAGCACUCACCUGGCUAAACUCUAUGACAACCUGUUGGAGCAGAAUCUUAUUCGAGUCAUUGAGCCUUUCUCUAGAGUACAGAUUGUUCACAUAUCCAGUCUCAUCAAACUGUCAAAGCCUGAUGUAGAACGCAAACUCUCCCAGAUGAUCCUAGACAAGAAAUUUCACGGUAUCCUAGAUCAGGGAGAGGGGGUCUUGAUCAUUUUUGAUGAACCGCCUGUAGAUAAGACAUAUGAAGCUGCUCUGGAAACCAUUCAGAACAUGAGCAAAGUGGUGGACUCUCUGUAUAACAAGGCCAAGAAGCUCACAUAGACCAUUCAGAAUCAUCAGCCAUUGGGAAAUCAGAGCGGCAGGAGCAGCGGACACCUCUCCUUCCUCCUCAUGUGGGAUGGUGGAAAAGGGGCAGGGGGUGCUGAAGGGAAUCAUGUUUUUUUUUUCCUAGGGACAUCUUUAUUUCAAAUGAGCAAUUGUAAAAUAUCAAUGAAUGGGUGCAUCCGUAGCACAGGCCUCUUUCAGGUUAAAUCCAUGCCCUUGACUAUUUCCACUCCUCCAUCCCACGUCCAGGGGUUGGGGUUAGAACACUUGCUUGUUUUAUAGGUUUUUUCUGUGUACUUUCCUGAAGCAGUGCUUGUGGGGGAAGGGGGGACACGACUCUUUGAGCUUACCCUUGUCCCCAAAGCCUUUGUUCCGUGAGGGCGCACAUGGCAUAUGCUGUAUGUGCUACGAGCCACCCAAGGCCGAUAGGGAAAAGACUCAUUAGGGCUCACGGUUCAGUUUUGGCAGGGAACCCUCACUUUUCAGAAAUUAAACGGGUUUGCUGCUUGCAGGGAUUUAACUAAACAAAAAAUUGCCAUUUGCCGCUCCUGUUACAACUCCUUUAGGACAUGCCCCCUCCUCCCUGCUGAUGUCCUUUGGGUUUCAAUGUCCCACAAGAGGUGCACAAUUUCCACCCAACUGAAACCAGAGUAUAUCUGAUGUUCAGAUGUGUUCCAAUAAAGAUCUUUUUUUUUUU